AUGAGCGCCGCGCUGGUGGGGUACAGCAGCUCCGAGGAGGAGCAGGAGCCCGAGGAGGAACGGGGGGACCGGGGCGGCGGCGCGCAGGGGCCGCCCGGGGCCAGCGCCGGCCGCCCCCGCCUGCCCGCGCCCGCCGGCCUGCCGGGAGACCCGGACCCGGAGGAGGCCGUGAGCGAUGACAGCUCCCGGCACGGCGGCCGCGUGCGCGGCUUUCCCCACGAGCGGGGCAACUGGGCCACGCACGUCUACCUGCCCUACAUUGCCCAGGAGGAAUUCCUGGAGCUGCUGGAGCUGCUGGUGUCCCGCGCCCGCACCUACGUCCCGUCGCUGGCUGCCAUGGAGGAGUUCCACCUGAGCCUGUCGCAGUGCGUGGUGCUGCGCUACCACUGGAUAGAGCCCUUCGUUCGCUCCCUCAGGGAGCGCCUGGCCGCCUUCCACAGAUUCUUCUGCGUGGCUGACCAAGUGAAGGUUUACACCAACCAGAACAAAACCAGGACCUUUAUUGGCUUGGAGAUCUCUGCUGGGCAUUUCCAGUUGCUGGAGCUGGUCUCAGAGGUGGACGGAGUUCUAGAGGAAUUUGACCUCCCCACAUUCUACAAGGACCCAUCGUUCCACAUCAGCCUGGCCUGGUGCGUGGGGGACCUGUCUGGCAGGCUCGAAGGGCAGUGCCUGCGGGAGCUCCAGGACAUUGUGGAUGGGUUUGAGGAGUCAGCAUUCCUGCUGCGCAUCCAAUGGGAGCAAAUCCGCUGCAAGUCAGGGAACAAGUACUUCUCCUUCCCCUUGAGCGUGUCUGCGGUGUUUGUGGCCUCGAGUUGGGCCAUUUCCAGUUUGAGCUGCUGGCUGAAGAAAAGCGUGUUUGUAGCAGAUUUCAUCCUCGCUGCUGGAUGUGCUGCAGUCAGCAUCGGCGAUUCCAGACAUCCCACGGUUGCUAAUUUUGCUGAUUUUUUAAAAACAAGAAAAAAAAAAAAUCUUCAAAAGCCAUAGAUGCCUUAUGGGAAGGAGGAAGAAGGUAGCGUGGGAAGCUGCUACUAAAGGGAGAGUGUCUCACGCAGUGGGAAGUAGCACUGCCAGAUUGUUGGGAGGCUUUGGGCAUGUUUUGAGUAGCAAGAGGCAAGGACGUGGAGCUGGAUCCUCUUCCCUGAGUGUUUUCCUACUGUGAGCCAGCUCGGACAAGCUCCUGAGUCAUGUUGUGUCCCUCUCACACUGCUGCUGCCUCUGUAGAGACAUUUCAGUGUCUGAUCCUUUUGCCAAACAACAAGAAUUGCUGCCAGGUGUGGCUGAGCCCUGGAAUGGACAGUGUGUCAGUGUUUGCCUGAGCUGGGAGGGCAGUGCCCACAGGUGAGUCAAGGGGUGGUGGCUCCUGCCCAGGCUCCACACUUCUUUCCCGUGUGAUCAGCACCCCAGGUGGAUGAUGACCCAGGGGGUCGCAGGCUGGACAUUGUCCCUUGGGAGAAGCUCCUUUUUCAUCCUUUUGUUCCUGCGGGUUGGUCGCUGCAACUUCUCAGGUAGCUGGAACAUCAUGUGAUGCCCUGAAUCUUUUAUUCCAUGUCUGUCCUGGACUUCUGAGCAGUAAAAACCUGUCUCCUCAUGUCAUAAAA
Molecule: messenger RNA, 1598 nt
Organism: Hirundo rustica (Barn swallow)
Lineage: Eukaryota; Metazoa; Chordata; Aves; Passeriformes; Hirundinidae
Gene: USB1
Product: U6 snRNA biogenesis phosphodiesterase 1
Exons: 8
Coding region: 1-984 (327 amino acids)
Biological process (GO): U6 snRNA 3'-end processing
Cellular component (GO): nucleus
Molecular function (GO): 3'-5'-RNA exonuclease activity
Source: RefSeq, a predicted model, not a curated record